AGUCGAUUGGUUCUGCAAUGGAUCAACGUGUUUUUCGGUGCUACUGUUACUUAACCCACGUGCUCGUUGUGUUACUGAUAGUGAUAAACUUCGUAGUACCACAUAAUAUUGGUGAAAUAAUUAAAAUUCAAGCUCCUCGCAUUGUGCCAGAGCAUGCUGAUCUUACGCUGGAGUGUGAGCUUCAAGUGCACGACGAUCAAGAAUUAUCGAUUAAUUGGUACUUUUCGGAAAUAAUGACCCCUGUUCAGUCCAUCUCAAACAUGCAAGUAGCACAGGCCGGUGGGAAAAGCACUCUGUUCAUCAAAAGCGUCCUUAAACAGCAAAGUAACUUGUACUACUGUUGCUUGGAAAGUGCCACAACCAUAGCAAAUGGUUGCGUUUCACACAGCUUACUCGUGCUGUACACAACACUCGGACAGAAGAUAAUGGAAAUAGAUGAAAGUACGGCUGUGCUGGUCCUUACAAGAUCUGCAGACGCUACACCACCUGUGGAGGACACCAUUUUAAGCUUCGCCAUUUGUUUGCGCUAUCGUUGGAAGUUGGAGCAGGUGCAACUGUUCGCCUUUCCGGACACUUUAAUCCAGGAUAGCCAUCCAAACGGCUCGCUGGAUAUGGAGAAGGGCAUCGAAAAGCCACUCUGUAAAUACAUGAAUUACAACGUGGAAGCUACAUCACCUACCGACAAUCGGUUGUUUUUGAUUAAAUCCUUCGACCUUCGACGGGUGUCUACAGUAACGUACCACCUGCAUGUCUUUUUAAAUGGUAAAAAUUUUGAUUUGUAA
Anopheles merus is the source of this 782-nucleotide messenger RNA. RefSeq lists its product as uncharacterized. The coding region runs from base 18 to 782 and encodes 254 amino acids. The transcript is spliced from 3 exons. Lineage: Eukaryota; Metazoa; Arthropoda; Insecta; Diptera; Culicidae. The record is from RefSeq and is a predicted model, not a curated record.